CCACAGCUGACUCGCCGCCUUUGCUCGCCGCCUUUGCUCGCCCAUGUUCGCUCUCGUUGCCGCUGUGCACGCCGCGCCCGCCUUCGACGCCGUGGCCGAGCUUGAGGCGGCCAAGAUCGAAAUCGCCAAGCUGCGCGAAGAGGCUCUCUCGUUCAAGGCCGUCGCGUCCGAGCGCGAGGCACUCUUCUCCUCAUCGCCGAUCCCCGAGCCGCUGGUUACCCCGAGCUUCAAGUCUGUCCAGCCCGGAGUGUUUGACAUCUCGGGGAUGGCCUACCUGGGCGGCAUUGCCGGCGGCGACGGCAAGUUCCUCGCCGUCCACGACGCCAAGCCAAAGGAAGACAGCGAUCUGUCGAGCGGCGAUCCCUUCACGCGGGUGAGCAUGUUCAUGCUGCCCAAGAAGGAGGAGAAAGACGCCACCGACGGCCUGGAGGGCGGGCUGAUGCACCUCGAGUUCACAGACCUCGCCUUCCCCGACCCGCCCGGGAUUAUCACCGGCCACCGCAGCACCGACCUCGAGAGCGUCGCCCGCAUCCCCGGCACCAACCUCGUGCUGCUUUGCGAAAGCGGCAACUCCGCCGACGACGCGUGCAACGCCACCAGGCCUGACCCCAAACACGGCCUCCCUGACCCGACCUGGAGGUAUGACGCCACGGCCAGCAAGACAGACCCAGCCUUUUGCGAGACGCCCCCGCCGCGCAUCUACGUGUCGGAGGUGACCGCCGGAGCGAAGCCGACCGUCACGAUCAAGCAAGAGAUCUACUGGACGGAGUUCUAUCCCGGAUGGGUCAAUUCCAAUGGUUCGCCAGCGAACAAGACGUCCUCGGGUGUGCCAAUGAACGUCGAGGCCACCGCUGUGGGCAAGUGGCCAGCACCUGCUCCCGGGGCACCGGACCUCUAUGUGUUUCUGUGGGCCGAGCGCGAGUCGACGACCAUUCACUACACCGAUCUCGUUCUCGACGCGAACAACACCGUCUCCAUCGGGCGCCCUGGCGGCUUCGAUAGCAAAAGCUUCGCCCUCCCUCCGCCCAUGAACCAAACCCUCAACCGGCCCAUCGUCUCUCUCGACGUCGACGACUCCGGAGGCAUCUACGCGGCGGCCGCCUACGACACCGACGUGGGCGACUUCGGCCCCUACAACUCCGCGGUGUACAAGAUCGGCGAGCUCACUUUUCAUCCGGAAUUUUGGGGGUUUCCCAUGGUGGAGAUCUACCCCGAGCCAACGAUGUUCGCCGAGGUGAACGGCUUCAAGGUCGAGGCCGUGGCAAGGGCCGACAAGGUGCCUGUCAACAUGUACUACAACGGCGAGGCAAGCGCCGUGAGCGGCCCGAUGACCUUCCUCGGAACGGACGACGAGAACUACGGCGGCACCCUCCGCCCGAUCAACCUCACGCUGGCCGACCUCGAACACGACGAGCUGUAGAGAUGUGUGAUCCGAAGAAGAAUGACGUUACUCUAGAGGGUGAGUGCGAAGCCUUCGCGCUCUUGUGCGUUUGAUUCGGACAAACAGGGUGAUGUGCCAUGUGGGUUGUUGCGGGUCCGGUGCGCUAAGGUGCCGUGCGCGUUUGAAUGAAAGUAACUCCGGCC
Emiliania huxleyi CCMP1516 is the source of this 1584-nucleotide messenger RNA. RefSeq lists its product as hypothetical. The record is from RefSeq and is a predicted model, not a curated record. The transcript is spliced from 6 exons. NCBI's taxonomy places the organism in Eukaryota, Haptophyta, Isochrysidales, Noelaerhabdaceae. Bases 44 to 1420 code for a protein of 458 amino acids.